Molecule: messenger RNA, 5792 nt
Organism: Scaptodrosophila lebanonensis
Lineage: Eukaryota; Metazoa; Arthropoda; Insecta; Diptera; Drosophilidae
Gene: cmet
Product: kinesin-like protein KIN-7I
Exons: 10
Coding region: 58-5730 (1890 amino acids)
Biological process (GO): mitotic cell cycle; microtubule-based movement
Cellular component (GO): microtubule
Molecular function (GO): microtubule binding; plus-end-directed microtubule motor activity; ATP binding
Source: RefSeq, a predicted model, not a curated record
CAUACAUUACAUUGUGAUAUUUUUGUUCUAUGUGUUUUUUUUGUGAUUGUGCAUACAAUGUCUUCAAAAAGUUCUGUUCAAGUCUGCAUUAAGGUGCGCCCGUUCGAUCGAGAGCACUGUUUAUGGCAAGUAAGAGACGGCCGAAUAUAUUUGACAGACGUCCAGGCAGAGCCCUAUGUGUUUGACCAUGUAUUUGAUCAGGAAUCCACCAAUCAGGACGUUUUCGAGCUGAUGGCAAAACAUAUUGUGCAUGCAUGCUUGCAGGGGUUCAACGGCACUAUUUUUGCGUACGGCCAAACAUCGUCAGGAAAAACAUAUACUAUGAUGGGCGAUGAGCACAAUCCCGGCGUUAUGGUGUUGGCGGCGAAGGAGAUUUUUAAUCAAAUAUCACAAAUUCACGAUCGGAAGUUCUUAAUACGGGUCGGCUAUAUUGAAAUUUAUAAUGAAAAAAUCUACGACUUGCUUAACAAAAAGAACCAGGAUCUUAAAAUACACGACUCCGCUACAGGGAUCGUGAACGUAAAUUGUGAGGAGUUCAUCAUAACUACGGAGGAAGAUUUGCUCAACUUCUUGUGCAUGGGCAACAAAGAGCGCACUGUCGGCGAAACACAUAUGAACGAACGGUCCAGUCGAUCGCAUGCUAUAUUUCGAAUAAUUAUAGAAUCACAAAAGUCGGAUGCCGCUGAAGACGAUUCUGUCAUACAAAGCGUGCUUAAUCUUGUGGAUUUGGCCGGCUCCGAGCGCGCCGAUCAGACGGGUGCUCGUGGUGCUCGGUUAAAGGAAGGCGGUCACAUCAAUAAAAGUUUGCUCUUCUUGAGCAAUGUAAUUAAAAAUCUGGCUGAAAAUACGGAUAACAAAUAUAUAAGUUACCGCGAUUCGAAAUUAACACGCAUUUUGCAAGCAUCUCUAGGUGGCAAUGCGCUUACUUCAAUUAUAUGCACCAUAAAGCCCUCAAUACUGGAGGAGUCGCAAUCAACAAUAAAUUUUGCAUUGCGGGCAAAGAAAAUUCGUUUAAAGCCACAAGUAAACGAGAUUGUUUCAGGACCCACGAUGAUGAAACGACUAGAACGAGAAAUAAAAACGCUUAAAGACAACUUAGCCGAAGAAAAGCGUAAAAACGAAAGCCAAGUCAAGGUUCACCAACUCCAGGAAGCAAUCAAACGAGACAUGUUGAAAAUUAUAAGCAGCAAUUCGUUAAACAACUUAAAAAUUCAGAAGCGGCGGCGAACUUGGUGCCCUGCCACUUCAGUUAUAGAUGGUGAUAAAGGAGAAAAGACGCAGCCCGUAACGACUUUUGAAAGCACUUCACGCUUGCAGCUGCCCAAACCAUGUAUGUUUUCGAAAGUUACCCAUCAUAAAAACAACCGCUCCAAAAUCUGCCCCGAGACUAUAUCUGUGUUUAAAAGUUUGAACCUAGAAAACGUUAAAGAAGAAUUCACUCCAAUUGAUCGUGUCGAUUUUGGUUGUGAACCGUCAGAUUUUCAAACACCAAGAGCUCAGGGCCGCAAUAUAAUGUCCAUCUCUUUGACACCGGAAGUGGAACAAAUGGCAGGAAAGAGCUUAGAAAUGGUCGAGAAAGAAUUGUUUGAAUUGCAAAUGUACACCAGCUUGGAAAAGCAAUUAGAUGUGAAAUUUGAUCAAAAUAAGGUCCUGAAGGAAAAAUUGGCAUUGGUAUCGGCACGCCGAGAUGAACUCGAAGCCGAGCGCCUAGAAUACAUACAACUAAAAAUCGAUCUCGAUGUGUGCACUAAGAAUCAAGUCGACUUAGAAACACGCUGUGACCUUCUGCAAGCCGAGGUUGAUAAGCUUACGGCUUUAAACCAAAAGAUUAAUGCGAUGAACGAAAACUACGAAAUAGAAAUAAAUAGACUCAAAGAUUCUAUGAAAGUACUUGAAGCGGAGAAUCGUGAGGCGGUGAGCAUAGAGUUUCAGUAUGAAAGUAAUAAACAAAAGUCAAAGCAGCGAGAAGCCGAACUUUUGGAGGCGCUUUUAGAGAAAGACGGUGCGAUUGAUAGUUGGAAAAAAACGGUUGAUGAACUAUCGAAGAAACUUCAUGAAAGUCAACAACAGAGUGAAAGUAAAAGUUUCAAAGACAGUGUGAUUAAUAAUUUGGAAAAAACUGUUGAUGAACUAUCAAAGAAGCUUCUUGAAAGUGAACAACAGAGUGAGAGUAAAAGUAGCCAGGAUGAGAUAAAUUCGCUUAAGGUCCGCGUUGAGGAGACUCAAUGCAAUCUCGACAGAGUUUCAAGUGAUCUUCGGCACAAAGAAUGCGAGCUGAAUGAAAAGAUUUCAUUUCAUCAGUCAAAGUUUGAUGAACUACAAAGGGAAUACGAUGAUCUCUCUAACCAGCUGCUGGAGAGCAUCCAGGAUGGUGAUUUGUUGCGUGCAAGAUGCAAAAAACUCAGUGAUUUUCUCAAAAAGCAGCCCAUGAAUAUAAUAUGUAGUCAGUGGUGUAAUGGCGAAGCAAUGCCAGGUUCAGAACUCGUUUCUAAUUUCAAUAACAGCAGUUUAUACUCACAAUUUGCAAAGUUCUUGGAAUCCCUUCAUGAGAUUGAACUAGGCGAUAUCGGUUACUCUCGGACUUUUAGAGCUAUCACUGUGAAUGAAAUUAAUGGUGCAGGACAUAAGCUUCACCUAAACUUCACGGAGAAGAUACUUCAUCCAUCGUUUGAUGAAUCGAUCUGCCUAGAAGGCGUGCUGCAACAACAAAAGUUUCAUAUUGUGGAGCUGAGCGAAAAUUCGAAGGUCGGAAUUCAAAGUUUGCGAAAUUAUGUUGAUCAGCUCGAGGCUGAAAUUUUGGAGAAAAAUGUAUUGCUGGAGACCACCGAACAUACAAUCAACGAAAUGAGAGAGCAGAUGACCACGCUAGAGUGUGCGCUCCUUGAAAAAUCAGUUAUUAUUAACAAGGUAGAAAAUUAUCAAAAAAAGAUCGAAACGUUAGAAAAGCAAAACGCAGAGAUGACCAUCGUUUGCGAAGAGCUACAAGAAAAGGUCAAAGAAUGUACCAUGACUGAGAGCCUCGAUUGCUCCAGCUGCAAAGGAGCACCGAAUUGCAAUCAAAGCGAGAUGUCCGAAAAAUUACUCGAGCUGGAAGCUGCGCUUGCAUCAUCCAAAAGUGAACUAGAAUCUAGGGAGAAAGCCCACAAGGAGACAAAAGAUUCCAUCGUUUGGGAAGAGUUACAAUGUAAGGUCAAAGAAUGUACCAUGACUGAGAGCCUCGAUUGCUCCAACUGCAAAAGAGCACCGAAUUGUACUCAAAGCGAGAUAUCCGAAAAACUACUCGAGCUGGAAGCUGCACUUGCUUCAACCAAAAGUGAACUAGAAUCUAGGGAAAAAGCCCACAAGGACGAAUUAAAUACUCAUAAACUGGAAUUUUUGGAGAAACUGGAACUAAGCAAAACUGAAUAUCGGGAAAAUUUGCGUAACUACAACAUGAAGUGGGAGGAGAGCAGGGACCAUUAUGAGCAAACCUUAUCUAAAAUGAAAGAGAAUCUGGCCACAGCUGAGGAGAAAUUACGAUCUUACAACGAGUACCAUUUAAAGUACGAAAAGCUAAAAGAGGAAAAAUGUGCAUUAGAAAGUGUCAUAUCAGAUUCAAAGCUACAAAUUUUAUCUUUAACCACGGAUCUGAAUGAGCAAAAACAAAAAAAUGAAAAAAAAGACGGGGAUUUAAAGAAACUUAAUCAGCAAGUUGAAAUUCUAGAAUUAAGCAAAAAUGAAUAUGUGGAAAAUAUGCGUAAUUACAAGAUCAAGUUGGAGGAGAGCAGGAAUCUUUAUGAAGUAGCCUUAUCUAAAAUAAAAGAGAAACUAGCCACAGCUGAGGAGAAAUUAGGAUCUUACAACGAGUACCAACUAAAAUAUGAAAAGCUACAAGAAGAAAAAUGUGCAUUAGAAACGGUAAUAGAAGAUUCCAAGCUACAAAUAUCUUCUUUAACCACGGAUCUGACGGAGCAAAAACAUAAAAAUGCAAUAGAUGAGGAGGAUUUAAAUAAACUUAAACAGCAUGUCGAAAAUCUGGAACUAGGCAAAAACGAAUAUCAGGAGAAUUUGCGUAAUUAUAAAAUCAAGUUGGAGGAGAGCAGGGACUUUUAUGAACAAACCUUAUCUAAAUUGAAAGAGAAACUAGCCGUAGCUGAGGAGAAGAUAGGAUCUUACAACGAGUACCAAUUAAAGUAUGAAAUGUUACAAGAAGAAAAAUGUGCAUUAGAAACGGUCAUAGCAGAUUCCAAGCUACAAAUUUGUUCUUUAACCACGGAUGUUAAGGAGCAAAAGCAUAAAAAUGAAAAAGAUGAGGAGGAUUUAAAGAAACUUAAACAGCAUGUCGAAAAUCUGGAACUAUGCAAAAACGAAUAUCAGGAAAAUUUGCGUAAUUAUAACAUCAAGUUGGAGGAGAGCAGGGACCUUUAUGAACAAACCUUAUCUAAAAUGAAAGAGAAUCUGGCCACAGCUGAGGAGUACAAAUUAAAGUAUGAAAAGCUUAAAGACGAAAAGUGCGCAUUAGAAACGGUCAUAGCAGAAUCCAAGCUACAAAUUUGUUCUUUAGCAACGGAACUGAAGGAGCAAAAACAUAAAAAUGCAAUACAUGAAGAGGAUUUCAAGAAACUUACAGGGGAAGUUAAAAAUCUGGAAUCAGCCUUAAAACAGAUAACUGCAUUAAAAACUGCUGCAGAAGGCAAAAUUGAGCAACAUGGUACAGAAAGUGCAAGACUUAAUGCCACAAUAUUGUGCCUCUUGGAAGAGAAGAGCAACCUUGAGGAAAAAUUAUGCACGAUGGAAGAUACUAUAAGAAGUCUGGACGCAGAGCUGGUUGCGUUCAAAUCGGACAAAUCUGUUAAGCUUUUUACCGAAUUGAAUACAUCCAACACACAAUUAACGGCGCGCAAAAGUCUCGAUCGAGACGACAGUCUAACGAAGAAAAGACCCAAUACGGAUUCUCAAAUGCGAAGAAGUCGCCGUUUAAGCACUCACGAUGAACGUCGACGGCAAUGCUGGAACGAGUCCUGUGACGAUGGAUCACUAAAUGAUGCCGGAGAAAUGGCCGAACUUAAACGCAAAUUGGAAGACUGCCAGAGAGAUUUAUUCAUAAGCCAAAGCAAAGUAACAGCAUUAAGUAUCGAGCUGAAAAAUCAUCCUCUCAAAGAGGAAACAGCCCAGUUAAAAAAACGCCUUCAAGACGAAAAGGAGAAGCAGCGCAAUGAAUUGAAACGCUUUAAGCAGAAAAACCAUGAACUUAUGAGUAAAGUUAAUGCCCUGACUGCAGCGGCCGCUUUAUCUACGAAUGCUGCGGACGUAUCGUGCCAUCGAGUCGUUGACAAUUCCUCACUAGUCACUUCUGGAACACAGACAGAGUCUGAUCUGGAAACGGCGCACAAAAAGCUAACAGAGAAAUACGAAGAUAUGCUGGAAGUAUGUCGUUUUCGUUACAAUAUAAUUAAAAAUCAACAGGAGCAGCUGAAGCAAUUUGAAAAUAUUGAUACUUCCAAUACUUCAUCGUUGACGGCGGGCCAGAUAUGUGCCCUAAAGGCCCAGUGUGAUCGGCAGAAAGCAGAACUAUCAGCCCUCACUGAGAAGUACGAUAUGGCAAAGAAAGCACUUAAGAUGCGUAAAGUUCAAGUAGAGGACCUUCGAAAACAGAUGGCCGACCCCAGUGGCACCCACUCUUCGGAAAUUAUUUUGAGAAACAUUUAUUCAACCAUUGUAAAAACAUCGCAUGCUAUCGACUACUUAUAAUUAUAACUCCGACAUGCUCGAGAAAUCGGAAUUUUCGUACAGCCCUAAUUCUUCAUACACAU